Molecule: messenger RNA, 780 nt
Organism: Raphanus sativus (radish)
Lineage: Eukaryota; Viridiplantae; Streptophyta; Magnoliopsida; Brassicales; Brassicaceae
Product: 40S ribosomal protein S14-2
Exons: 6
Coding region: 130-582 (150 amino acids)
Biological process (GO): translation; maturation of SSU-rRNA from tricistronic rRNA transcript (SSU-rRNA, 5.8S rRNA, LSU-rRNA); ribosomal small subunit assembly
Cellular component (GO): ribosome; cytosolic small ribosomal subunit
Molecular function (GO): small ribosomal subunit rRNA binding; mRNA 5'-UTR binding; structural constituent of ribosome
Source: RefSeq, a predicted model, not a curated record
CUUAACCCUAACGGAAAAAUUCUGACUAUUAAAGCCAUUCUGAUCUCGUCGGCUCCUUACUCCUUAGCAAGCUCAAGGCGGAAACACACAAAGAAACCCUAGAUCCCCGUCGUCCUUUUGUUCGAAAUCAUGUCGAGGAGAAAGACAAGAGAGCCAAAGGAAGAGACAGUGACACUUGGGCCAGCUGUUCGUGACGGAGAGCAAGUCUUUGGUGUUGUCCACAUCUUUGCUUCUUUCAACGACACUUUCAUCCAUGUCACUGAUCUGUCUGGAAGAGAAACACUUGUUCGUAUCACUGGUGGGAUGAAGGUGAAAGCCGACAGAGAUGAGUCCUCACCUUAUGCUGCUAUGCUUGCUGCUCAAGAUGUCGCUCAGCGUUGCAAGGAACUCGGAAUCACAGCCAUGCAUGUGAAGCUUCGUGCCACAGGUGGUAACAAGACCAAGACCCCUGGUCCUGGUGCUCAGUCUGCUCUCAGAGCCCUUGCCCGUUCUGGCAUGAAAAUUGGUCGCAUUGAGGAUGUGACUCCAAUCCCAACCGACAGUACCCGCAGAAAGGGUGGAAGAAGGGGAAGGAGGCUUUGAGUUCUUUCUGGCCUCAGCCAGUGGAUCACUCUAUAUGCGAGGGGCUCAUCUUUAUAUUUAGCACUCUCUGUGUGUUGUUUUGUUUAGUAGACUGAAAAAGAGAUCUUGGUUACUAUAUGCAUUGUUGUUUUCUCAAAUCUUUACACAUUUAUGUUCCUGUUACUGACCAUCAAAUAUUCAAAAGAUUUGGUUGAAGUA